Messenger RNA from Plenodomus lingam JN3, 1569 nucleotides. RefSeq lists its product as uncharacterized. The record is from RefSeq and is a predicted model, not a curated record. Lineage: Eukaryota; Fungi; Ascomycota; Dothideomycetes; Pleosporales; Leptosphaeriaceae.
AUGGCAGGCCCACCGAGCGUAGAACCUGCAUUUCCAACAGAGGCUUUAGCUUUAGAGCAUUUCAAUGAAAGUACUCUCAGCGAGGCCAUACGCUGGAUAAACGAUCAAAAUAGUCAACCUGCAACUGCUACAGCUAAUCCAGGCACUGAAAAUGCAGCGCACACUCCGACGCCGGCGACUAAAGCAGCGACAACCUUCAUCGCCGCGCAUACCACGGAGGACACCGAUGUGUGCUUGCUAGAUGAGUGCCCAAUAUGUCUGGACAACUACAUAGAUGACACGUGUGUGCGCAUCAUCGGUAUCCAAGGAUGUACUCACCGUAUUGGUCUGGCCUGCCUGCGCGAGAUGCUCCGUCGCAACCCCAAUCAAGAGAAGCGAUGCCCACUCUGCCGGACCAUAUGGAUCGCAGAAGCCACGGCACCAAGGAGGCCUACACAACUAUAUACUGGUAUGCCCAGUAGCGGGCUCGAUACCCUUCAGGGCUUACAGCUUUACUUAGGCCAAACACUCCAUACCCAAGACAGACGUAUGGCUAGAGUAAUUCCUCCAGAUCCCCGGCCCUACAACGGCGCUGAGGAAGUCAGGUCCAGUGCCAGGACUGCUGAUGAGGAGCAGGGACAGUCAUUGCGGCAGCAGAUGGAUGCACCACAUGACAGUUCCACCCGUGCUCGCGCAGCUGAAAUCGCUUUGCAAGAGAAUUACGCAGCAGAGGCUCGAAGCUUUGAGAACUUCAAUCAAGAGCUUGAAAGCAUCCGGCAACGUGCUCACGGCACAUCGCUCAGAGGUCGCCGCAGUGGUCGCGGUCGUAGGCCUGACCGUCGUUCUUCCCGCAGUACGGACCCAGCACAUGAGCUUGCAGACCCAGCUAAUCGGGUUGACGAAGGUCCCACGAGCCGUCUGCUCAAUCGCUUACGAUCUGGUAGUGGUGAUCAUGCCUCUGGUCAUGAGCCUCUUGCCGAAUCAGAAAUAAUCCGCCCUACUCCGCUUGAGAACCAGCGUACACAGGUCGAGACCCAACGUCUGCGUGCUCCUGUUGCGAAUACUCUCCUUGCAGAUAUAGCCGCUAGGGCAAAUUUUCGAACCAACCCAGCGCUACAACGGUCGUUGAGCACUCGUAGCACUCGUAGCACUUCCCCGGCUCAUCCGCCGCGUGCCAGUUCACUGCGUGAAACGUCCGCGCAGGUACAUUCAACCUCACCGGGUUUGAGCGACUUCGGUAUCGCUGCAUCGCAGCUACCCACUCCAUGCGAAACAGCUUGCACUCUGGCCCAGAACGCGACCGCCUCUGUCCAAUCUGCAGCCCCGACCAUUAUCGGCUUUCCCAGCACACAGCAGCUCAACGCGCGUAUUGCUGCCCUGGAUGCCCGUGAAGUACGUCUGGCGCGACGAGAAGUCGAACUCGUGCUCCGCGAAGCCGAGUUGACAAUUCGAGAAGGAAGGCUCCUACAUCCAACUUUUGUCGCUGAGAUCCUGGGGAAUCAACGUCGCCGCCAGAUGGAUGUGAUGGAUCGCUUGUUGGAACAACAAAAUGACCUCUUGGAGGCACUGCGACGGGGUCCUGAGUCUUGA